Molecule: messenger RNA, 9511 nt
Organism: Closterium sp. Yama58-4
Lineage: Eukaryota; Viridiplantae; Streptophyta; Zygnematophyceae; Desmidiales; Closteriaceae
Source: the annotation of a GenBank genome assembly
GUUCGUCGCCUUCGGGAUCAAAUUCGUCAACACGGCAGGUCCCGAGAAUCACCAAGCAGUUGCGUUCCGCGCCACUGGUGACCAGACAGCUCUUUUCAACUGCGCGUUCGAGGGAUCGCAAGAUACAUUGUAUGUAGACGCGGGUCGGCAGUACUACAAAAACUGCUACAUUGGCGGCACGCAGGACUUCAUUUUCGGCGACGCAGCUGUGGUUAUUGAUGCGCCGAAGAUUCAGCUGCACCCAAGCCCCUCUUUUGGAACGCUAACGGCGUCGGGACGCAGUAAGGAUACGCCUACCGGGAUUGUGAUUCGCGAUGCGAAUGUUGCAGCGGACAGCGGUACUUCCAGGGUGUAUCUGGGCCGUCCGUGGAAGAAAUGCGCCUUCACUGUGUUCAUCAACGCCAAUCUCCCCGCGGUGAUUGAGAAGGAUGGCUGGCUGUCGUGGAACGAGGGCAGCUGCAUGUUCCUGGCGGAGGCCGGCAGCAAGGGCCCUGGUGCUGCGUCUUCCCGGGUGGACUGGGCAAAGCCUGGAAUUAUCACGGACGAAUUCUCGUUCGAUGUAGCCGGAAUCUCGCACACAUAUGCGUGUUCGACUCGAGAGCUUCUUCUCACAUCUCUGUACAACAGACUCGACGAAGUCAAUGGCAUUGGAACCGACUUCCCUGUGCGGAAGGCCAGUAACCAUCGCGGCGAGUAUACCGAGGUCGUGCUGCGAGUCCGGAGCGCGUCGCUCGUCAAGAUGGUCGCCGCUGGCGUUCGCCACGAGCGACAGACGGCGAGCAGCAUGAAGAAGAUCAACCUGGUGGACGUGAUGAAGAUCGAAACGGCGGGCGAGCGGGACGAGCAGGUGCUGCUGCACACCAAGUCGCGCGUGUGGCAGCUGCUGGUGGACGGCGAGUCAGACCAGUUUGCUUCCACCGUGCAGCGCAAUGCCAAGCUGCUGGUGGACGGCGAGUCGGACCAAUUUGCUUCCACGGUGCAGAGGAGUGCCAAGGUGAGAUGGAGGGAGGUGGCACGAUGGCAUGCUGAGAGGAGGGAAAAAGUAAGCGGGACGGGACGAGCAGGUGCUGCUGCACACCAAGUCGCGUGCGAGUCUGUUGCGCGUGUGGCAGCUGCUGGUGGACGCGAGGCAGACCAAUUCGCCUCCACCGUGCAGAGGAAUGCCAAGGUGAGAUGGAGGGAGAUGGCGAGAGAAGGACCGUUUGAGGGAGGUGGCACGAUGGCAUCUGGAGAGGAGGGAAAAGGCGAGGGAGAGGAGCCAAGUUGCGAGCAGCUGGAUCAGGUGCUGCUGCACACCAAGUCGCGCGUGUGGCAGCUGCUGGUAGAUGGCGAGUCGGACCAGUUCGCUUCCACCGUGCAGCGGAAUGCUAAGGUGCUGGUGUUUACAGAGUCGCGCGUGUGGCAGCUGCUGGUGGACGGCGAGUCGGACCAGUUCGCGUCCACCGUGCAGCGCAACGCCAAGGUGAGGCAGGACGAGAUGUACCUGCAAAAGCACAUCCCAGUGCAGCGAGUCACGGGGGAGGAGAUCCUCAUGGUCACCAACGCAAGGGCUGAGUCGCUGGCGGUUGCUCACCAUCCCCCUCUCUCUGCACACCUUCCCCCCCACCAGCGCGCGUCCCCUGUGCUGUACGAGUUCACAGUGGUGAAGAACAACGACCCUGCCAGCGGCAUGCAGAGGGAGAGAAGGGAGUUUAUCAUGGUGUCCUGUCAGUCGCCUCACUUGCGUAUCACUCUUUCCUCCUGUCCGAUGCCCUUCGAGCAGCGCGCGUCCCCUGUGCUGUACGAGUUCUCGGUGGUGAAGAACAACGACCCUGCCAGUGGCAUGCAGAGGGAGAGGACUCUCGUGCUGACCAAGGAGUUCAUGGCGGAGAUGACUGGCAGCCACGUGAUCGCGUUGCACAGUCUGAGCGACAUCCUAGGGCUGGUGGUGUCCGAUAAGAACGAAUCUGAGGUGAUAGUGGAGCUGAGUGGGUGGCGGGCGACGCAAUACUUUGUGGCGGACAGGGAGGCGCUGGUGGGCAGCCUGGCGGAGGUCGCCAGCCACGCCAAGGCCCGCAACUUCUCCGUCCGCCUCGAACCCUUCGCCCACCACACGCUGCCAGAGAAGCCCCUGCCUCUCUACCAGAACGAGUACGAGAUCUACCUGAUAGCGCACUUCAUGACGGUGUUCCUGGCGCACCGGGAGAACCUCUCCGAGCUGACGCAGGCGGACGUGGUGGCGCAGUGGCUGCCCAUGGUCAAGGAGUACGCCUGCAACAUGCACCCCGGCGACUCCCUCUGCAUCGACGCCCGCCCCAUGCUCGCUGUCGCUGAGAUGCUUCGGGCGAGUCUGGACUUAAAGCCAGGCCUGGGAGCAUCGUACGCGGUGACAUGCUGCUCAGUGGUGCAGAGGCUGUUGGGCACACGGGGCGUGUUUGAAUCAGUCAAGUCCAACCCUGACUUCAUCAGCAUCCUCAUCAAGGCCCUCAAGCAUCCAUCCUCCGUGGUGGCGUUUGCAGCAGCCAACACCAUCCGGGCAGCCAUAAAGCACUACUCAGCCGACUCACCGGCCCCUGACUCCCCUGCUGCUGCCAGAGCCGCCACCACCUCCUCGUUCCUCAUGCAAGCCUGGCCUGCCCAUGCGGAGGCGGCCAACAAGCACGUGGUGCUGAGUGGCGACAACCUGCAGGUGCUGGUGGCCCGGCUGCAGACAGACGCACUCGUGCACCAGAAUGCACUGCAGGUGCAAGGCAUUCUGGAGAUCCUCACUCUGGCUCUGAACCUGCCGCCAUCGUCUGAUGCCGAGGCAGAGAAGCACUGGAUGGAGACACUUGAAAGCUCUCUGCUCGUGGCUGCUGACGUCAUCAGUGCCAUUUCCCGAAGCCGCAGCAACAUUAUGUACUGCAGCAACGCGCUGCUAAUCAAGACCAUCUUCACGCGCUGCUCUCCUGCCUUCAUCACUCGCUUCAGGGCUGUGAUUCUAUCUCGUGCAGUGGUGCUGCUGCUGCUCAAGAACGCGCUGUUCAACAAGCUGGAGAGGGCGAGGGAUAUCAGUGCAGAGCUGCUGUUCCUCAUUGCUGAGAGCGACGCCAAAACGCAGCAGCUGCUGGCGAACCUGCUUCCCAAGGGUUUCUUUUUUGUGCUCAAGGACAAAACAGAAGCUGCUAGAAAGGCCGAGCUUGAGGAGGCAGCCAAAGCUGCAGCAGCAGGCGGAGCAAGCUCGACCCUAGCCUCUGGGCUCAAAGUCGCAGCAGCAGUGGCAGCAGCGGCAGCAGCAGCAGCAGCCGCAGCCAGCACAAACACAGGCACAACACCCGGCAGUGGGACUGCUGGGGGGGAAGGCAGUGGGGGAGCGGUGGGGAUGGGCGGUGGGAGUGGGGGGUUGGGGAGUGUGGUGGCGCUGGGGGUGUGGAAGGAGGCACUGGAGAUGCUGAGGAGGCGGAGCAUCACAACGCCUGUGCUGGUGUGGAACGAUUCUAAGAGGCAUGAGCUGCACGCGUACCUCAAGGAGCAGGUGGAGGCGUUUGAUGCGGCUCUGGGGCGCACGGGAGGAGGCAAGGAUAUUCAUUUCAACACGGACGACUGCGAGUGCUGCUACUCCCCUGCCAGUAACGAUAAUGAUGUGUGCAAGACUAUCGUUGAAGGCGUGCAUUUGGAGGUGUUGCUACAGCCGUCAGACGACUCCUCCCCUGCCCUGGCCGCCCACUGGAAGCUGGACGACCCAGCUGCGCUCUUCACCGCCACGCUGCAGGCGCUGCUGCUGUGCUUCACGCCGCUCUACGGCACGUGCGAGCUGCCCGAGAUCGAGCCGCGGCUGGCUGUGGACGCGCUGACUUGGAUGUACGAGCGGCAUGAGGGGGAGAUUCGAAGUGUUGUAGAGAAUCUGCACGUGGUGGAGCUCUUUGUGGCAAUGCUAAGGGAGGCGAUAGACAAUGACCACGUGGUGUUUGCCUUCAAGUCGCUGCUGCUGCUGCGCAUCAUUCUCGAGAGGGCCGGUCGCCCCGCCGUCUCCCGGUUCGUGAAGGCGGGAGGCAUGUCCAUCAUCCUGCCACUCAUGGUCAACUCGCUGGCUAAGUGUUGCAAGGACGAGACACUAUUUGAGUGUGAUGCUCCAAGCGUGAAGGACCGAGGAGCGAUUGAGGUGGUGCCGGUGGUGGGGGCGGACGGCGAGGUGCGGAUGGCGCGCGUGCCGUCCGGGCGGCAGGCCAAGGAGGGCGGCGCAAGCACUGUUCAUCACGGGGGGAGCGUGGAGGCGAGAGAUGCGAUCAAGUGGCAGGAUGAGAGCGUGCCUGAGAAGCUGCAGCUGGGGAUGGCUCUGGAGCUGUUGGAGACCGUCCUAGAUGUCAUUGAGGUGCCAGGAGGUUUGGAGCGGUACCCACCGCCCCUGCCUCUGGAGGACCUGGCUCGGCCGGAGCUGCUGUGCAGCCUCGUGCAGCUGCUGCUGCGGGCGAAAUCCCCCACCUUCAGGAGGAUUCUCGAGGUGCUCUCCAUCCUGUGCCGCGGCAACAAGCAGGCGGCCAGUGAGCUGCACCGCUACGGGUGCUUCCCCAUGCUGCUGUGGAAGGUGGUGGCGGGGGACAUCAGCCACGACGACCGCACCCGCAUCCUCAAGUUCCUCGCACGCACGCACCUCCUGCAAGACCCAUCUGCCUUGGAGCAUGCGCCAGUGAAGGGGCUGGUGGUGGUGGAGCAUCUGCCGUGGCACGAGAGCAUUCUCCGGCUCUACCUGCCUGCUGGGCUCGUCUCCAAGCUCAUUCAGGAGGGCGCGGAGCUGUUUCUGUCCAACCUAGACACGGAGGACAUAGACACACCUGAGAUUGUGUGGAACGAGGACAUGAAGGAGCGCCUCAGAAGCUUCCUGGAAGCGGACCUGCAGCCAUACGUGCAGGCGCGGGCGGGGGACCCCCACGCAGUCUAUGUGUACGAGCCCAAGCCGCCACUCGUGUACCCCGAGCUUGCAGGCACCAUCUUCGUGGCACCGGUGUACUUACACAACGUGCUGGACGCUGAGAGGUUCCCAGCGCACCAAGUGUUUGACUCCACGUCCUUCCACCACAGCGUGCUCAGGGAGUACGAGCGCAUUUUGCAGGCCACAUCAGCAGGGGGUGGUGGUGCAGUGACGUGGCGUCAGGAGGCUCCCCGCCUCGUGCUGCUGCUCAAGGCCCAGGCCGUGAUUCUGGACCGGUACCCGCAGAUCCCUCUAGGUGCAGAGGCAGAGAGUGUGGUGAUCGACAUGGCAACGCCUGCACUGCGUGUGUGCAUCGCUCAAAGGGACGACUGCCCCCCUCAGAUGGCCGAUAUCCUGCAGCAUGCUGCUAAGAUCCUGAGGGGGAUUGCGGCUACCAGAGACAAGGAGGGGCGCAAGCAGCUGAGGGAUGACGUGCGGUGGCGCAAGGGCUUCUGGUGGGCGCUGUGCUCCGCUGCGGGGGAGAGCAGCCGGGGCAGCGCGGAUGGAGUGCCGUGCUCGCUGGCGUUUGCUGCUCUUGACUGCCUCAACCACUUUGCUGGGGACCGAGACAUGUGCUACCGGCUGAUCAACCAGGCCCUUCAUCUGCCGCUGCUGCUCCUUGCCGUGCCAUCAGAGUCAACCCUCGAAGAUGAGCGGCGCCGCAACGAAACAGCUCAAAGCUUCUCGCCGUUCCAUCAGAGUCAACCCUCGAAGAUGAGCGGCGCCGCAACGAAACAGCACAUGAUACGCCUUCCUGCUUCCCGCUUUGCCCAAGCAGGUCAGGAGCCCAAUUUCAGGGCGAAAGCAUUGCAGCAGGUGGCAGCAGAGGUGCUGCGAACGCUUGCAAUCACCCUCGAGCAAGCCCUCCCGCCUGACGGGGAACCCAGCCCCCGAGGCUCCCUGCUGCACAUGCAGCAGCUGGAGCAGCAGCAGCAGCAGCAGCAGCAGGGCGGGCUGCUCUCAUACGUCAUCCCCUGGGGGUUAUUAGACGCGCUCAAGAACCCCGACGCUGGGGCGGCGAAGCUUGUUGCGUUGGUGGGAGCGGACGGCGAGAUGCCGACCGCGAUUUGGAAUGCGGCGGUGAGGGAGGAGCUGAGGGGGAAGGUGGAGGCGCGGAUUAAGCGGUUUAAUUUGGUGCAGGCUGGAGGAGGGGCGGGAGGAGGAGCGGAGGAGGAAGAUGAGGUGGCGUGGCUGCGUUCUUUCAGGUAUGAAUGCCUCAAGGAUGAAAUGGUCAUUUCGGGUAUAUUCGUCCGCGGGUACGCUGCGGGCAGCUGGGAAAACUUUGACCUGCCCGAUGGCCGUGCGUUUCUCAUGGCUCUUCAGGACUACCUUCGCUCCUCCCUCCCCAUCAUCUCCUCCCAAUCCUCCUCCUCUUCUUCCAACCUCAUCACUCCUCCAUCUCCUAGCAGCAUCGUCACCACUUCCGCAGCUGCCUUUGCCUCUCAGCCUCCCACUGUCGCUGGGUUCCUAAUGGUUCUUAAAGCCCUGGCGGAAUGCAUUAGGUAUGCGGUAGAGGAUGGCAAGAGGGGCAUGCUGGCUCACAUAGACUAUCUCCUCCUUGCGGAAAUUUUGGCGGCUGCCCCGGAUACGCUUCCAACUGCCCGGCGGCUGGUCGUGGGCAUCGCUCAGAUUGUUUCAGGUGCCCCUACGAGCCGAGAGCAGCUGCUGGGUUCUUCUUUGCUGCCUGUUUUGGCAAGGCAGCUUUGGAGAUCUGUCACCAUACCUGGAACAGGAGUGGAAGAGGGGGUUGUGGCACCAGAAGGGGAGGAGGAUUUUGGAGCGGGGCUGAGUGAACUGGCGCUCGCGAUUCUCGACGCGGUUUUGGAUCUAAGCGUGGAAAUGGCAGCGGUUGUAGCGGUUACCAACCAUUUUAGUUCCAGCAGUCUGCUUCUCGUGCUGCUCGCGCUGUUCCUCCGGGUUCCUCUGCCCCCGUUCAAGGGCACCUCGAAAAAAGCUGCCGGGCAGGCGUGGAGCGAGGCGGAAGAGGCGGGAGUGCUGGACACGGCGCAGUUUCGGGCUGCCCAGAUUCUCGGGCAGCUGCUGCUGGCGGCCUGUGGAGUGCAGGACCGGGCAAAGUUUAUUGCCGGGAUUGAGGAGGAGGGAGUAGGGUCAGCAACAGCGUUGGGUGACGGCACGAACGGGAUUGAUACCCUAUCAGUGGAUGACGAGGUGUUUUCCGACCCUCACGGGGACGUCCGGGACAUUCACAACCUGAUUUCGCUCCUGGAGCCAGGUGCGGCGCCUGCCGUACCUCUCAUCUCGGUUCGGGUGCUGUACCUGCUGCUCCCGAUGCGCAUCCUCUCGCUCCUCAUGUCCGAUCCUGAGGGGGCCUGCCGAGCCAUUGGUUCCCCUAGCUGCACCCCGCUGCUUGUGUGGAAUGAUGCAUCGGCGAGAAGGGCGAGGGAUGCGAUCAAGAGGGAGGCUGAGGAGGUGCUGAGGAGGCACGAAGGGGAGGUGAGUGAGGGGAAGCAGCAGCUGGGGCUGCCUAUGUGGGAUUUAGAAGCUGGGGAGGAGAUGGAUGGUGGCAGUGUGGGGAGGGGCAGGGAGGAAGCAGCCGCGUUCCGACCCUUCUUCCUGCAGUACGUGCGAGAGAGCAUCGAAUUGGCAAAGGAUGAAGGGGAGGGAGCGGCAGGAGCGGGAGAGGUGGCGGAAACGCUGUUUUCGGAGCAGGAAAAGGCGGGGUAUGUUCCGGAGAUGUACAUCGGUGGGUGCUAUGUGGACCAGUUAUUGCGCCAGCCGAGAUUCGAUCUCGGGAAGCGAGUGGAGCUGCAACUGGUGAGGGAGAUUCGGAAGGCGAUAGUCACUGCUGCACCAAACGAAGGCAAGAGAUACGAGGAGUUCACCACAGCGGAUCGUAGAAGGUUGCUUUUGGCCCUGCUCGCGCUUUUCCAGAGCCGCCCGCACCUGCUGACCAUCACCAACACGGACAUUUUCCUGCCCGUGACGGACUUUUUCACGUCGGGCAGCGGCGAGGAGCGGCGCGCACUGCUGCAGGCGGGCGUGCUGCUGUUCCUGCGCAUGGUUACGUCGAAUGACGUGGCGGAUUUCGUCUCUUCUGAGGAGCUCAUUUCGCUUCUGUCAAAGCUGCUGUUGCUGGAGGUACCGGCUGGGAGGCAGGGGCAAGCUGCUACGGAUCCAAGGGUGUGUGCUCUGAUGCUCAUGCAAAAGCUGUUCAGACUUUCCUCAAAGGCUGUUGAGUUGGGGUUGCAGCAUCAGGUGGUGGAUCGGCUGGCGUCGCUUGUACUCGAUACAGAGAACUCCAUUAUUGUGCGUGCGCGCGCUGCUGCUGUGCUGGGAGCUAUGGCUGGGGAGAGAAGGCUGGGGCCUGAGAUUACAAGGCAGGCGGAGAGGAUUUUACCGGAGAGUUAUAAGAAUCAUAUUGCUUGGAAGGUGGGGUUUUUAAAGCAAGGGGCAGAAGAGAUCGGGCAGAAAAGCAUGCCGGCACUUUCAGAGGAGAUUGAGGUUAAAACCAUGCGGCACUUACUUAAGUACCCGCUACCGUGUGCAUGGUGGACAACGGAUAUUCCCGAGGACGGGGGGAUGGAAGGAGGAGGGGAUGGGGGUGGUGGGGAAGGGGAAGAUGGGAACAGCGGCCCGACAGCUGUUGUGGAAGCUGCCUUGAUGUUUCCUACUGCCAGGCUGGACGCAUGGAACGAUGAGGUGGACGGGGCUUUAAGGCAUGGGUUGGCUGCUGCGGCACUCUCCAACACGCGGAACGUGAGGAUUCUGAGGAAGAAGCUGGCUGGGGCGAAGGGGGUGCUGGUGGAGGUAGAACUGCAGUUCCAACCUCCCCCAGGUGCUGCCGCGAGAGCCAAGAAGGGCGAGACUGCAAGGACGUCGGUGGAUGAUCCAACGAAGGCCGCCCGGACGUUCAAGCAGAGGUUGGAGACUCAGCUGGGGGACCCGUUAAAUUCCUUCUGCCGCGUAGCGGUUCGACCAGCGGGUCUGCGAUUAAGCCAUCGUCAAGCGGUGCCGAAUGGUCGUCUGCGGCGAGCAGAUGUUGGGGUUCGAGCGGCGGCCGAUGCAAAUGCGAGUGCGACCGCGACGGACUCGCGGGCUUCUGAGCUGGUCGAUAAACUGCUCUCCAUGGUGAAGGACUCGGACAGAGGGGCCGCGAUGGCCGACGAGGGCCGGGCGGCAGUGACAGCGAUCGUGGAGCAGCUAGAGGCAAUGGGGCUGGAAGAGCCGCUCAAGAGCCCGCUGGUGUUUGGAGCAUGGGAGGUGGCGUACACGUCGCGCCCCACAGCAGCAGGCGGGUACUACCGCAGCAUGCUGGGGCGCACGCUGCUGCGAUCCAAGGACCUGGUGCAGACCAUCUACCCUCCCAACGGGGUCGAUAACUUGGUGGAGUUUGAUGCGCUCUCGCUCAUCCCGGGGAGCAUUAGCCUCAAAGGCACAUUUGAGCCGCUGGACAACAAGUGGGUGAGGGCGGUGUUUGAAGCACCCAACCUCGCUCUCGGCCCACUCAAGUUCUCCUACGGAGGGCAGUCGUCCGUGCGCCUGUCUGUAUCCUACCUUGAUGAGCGCGUGCGCAUCGGCCGAGGAUCCCAAGGCUCCGUCUUUGUGUUUGCUCGCCGCACAUAA